Molecule: messenger RNA, 735 nt
Organism: Phycomyces blakesleeanus NRRL 1555(-)
Lineage: Eukaryota; Fungi; Mucoromycota; Mucoromycetes; Mucorales; Phycomycetaceae
Exons: 1
Coding region: 84-482 (132 amino acids)
Source: RefSeq, a predicted model, not a curated record
AACCACCGAGCCUUGGCUGGAGUACAAAUGACAUGAACUCAGCCUCUCUAAACAACUCAUCCUCCUCGUCCUCGUCAUCACCCAUGGCUUGCGACGGAUCGAUCACUGGCGGAAACGCCAGUGCCAGCGGCAACGGCAACGGUGUUGGUAUUGGUAACGGAGGAGGCCGGCCAUCAUCGCACAAGCCUAGUAUGCAUGGAUCACAUUCUUCUGUUUCAUCCCUUGACAGCUUCACUACCCAGCCUUAUCGCCGAAUCCAGGACAGUUUUGGUGCAACCCCUUCGCCAGUACACUAUCCAUUUGUGGACCAGGGCUCGGUGUCUCCACUCACACCCAUCUAUAGCACAAUUCCCGUACAUCAGCAGCAACAAAACACCGCCAAUAUUACUACCAAUACUGCCAUGCAUCCACCAAAGAAGAACAUUUCUCAGAUCAUGACUCCAAUCAGUAACGGUGCCUUUGAGUGGGACUCAACAUUCUAAGAAGAAAGUGAGAGACCGAGAAAGGGGGUGGUGGAGCAAUAUAUACAUAUAAAACAGCUUACAUUUCACCCACCUAUACAUAUAAGAAAUAUUCCUUUAGUUUCUUCUUUUUCAAAAAAAAAAACACUCUCACGCUACACACUCACUAUUCACUCAUUCGCUCGCUCCCUCACACUCACAUUCACACUCACACCCACACUCACGCUUGCACAUUCACACAUACAUAUAUAUAUAUAUAUUCAUACAUACAUUC